AUGACCUCCACUGCCCCCGCAUCUGCACCGCGCGCCGCCGUCUGCGUCAUCGCCAACGAAGUGCUCACUGGGAAGACUCUCGACACCAACUCCAACUUCAUCGCCAAGCUCAUGUUCCGUCGGGGUCUCGACCUCAAGCGCGUCGUGGUCAUCCCCGACGAGGAAGACGCAAUCAUCGAGACAGUCAAGGAGCUGUCUGCGUUCGUGGGGCCAACGGGCUACGUCUUCACGACGGGAGGCAUCGGCCCCACGCACGACGACAUCACCUACGAGAGCAUCGCGAAGGCGUUCGGUGUGGGUGUUGCGCUGCACGAGCCGACAAUGGCCGCCAUGAAGAAGUUUGGGGAGGAAAAGUACCCCGGCGUCCCGUUCGACGAUAGUGUCAAGCGCAUGGCGAUUUUACCUGAAGGGUGCAAGAUUUUGCACGGGUCUGGGUGGACGCCGAUCGUUGUCGUGGAGAACGUGUACAUUUUGCCCGGUAUCCCAUCCAUGGUCAAGGACAUGCUGACCUGCAAUGAGGAGCACUUUGUCGGGGUACCGAUCCACCGUGUCAUUGUGAGCACAUUGGAAUACGAAAGCAGCAUCGCUGCACCCUACAAAGCCUUGCAAAAGGAGCACCCGAACGUUGCCCUGGGCAGCUACGUGAAUUUGACCGAGGAAAAGACUGGCACGCGCGAUACAAGCUUCAACACACGCCUCACUGUGGAAGGUCGGAGCGCUGAGGAGGUGAAGGAGAUUGGAAACAAGCUGAUCGAGUUGUUCAAGGGCAAGAUCGUGGAUCCCAGCACGGCCGUGUAA
Molecule: messenger RNA, 798 nt
Organism: Phytophthora sojae
Lineage: Eukaryota; Oomycota; Peronosporomycetes; Peronosporales; Peronosporaceae
Exons: 4
Coding region: 1-798 (265 amino acids)
Source: RefSeq, a predicted model, not a curated record